AUGGAAGAUAUGCGAGGAUUGAAUGCCAAAUUGGACACUCUAAAACACCAAAUGGGUAGAAGGAGGGUAGGAUCAGAAAUAAAAAAGAAGACAUGGGAUCAUAAGCUGCAGGAGAAACACAAAACAGAAACGGUACUAUGUGAAUCCAUAAUGUCAAACAGAGCGCGACUGUUGGUGGAACUAGCUCGAAAUUCAGCAUCUAGUGCAGUAGCCUCUCACCAAGUGCCCAAAGACGAUAACAUUAACAAUUUUGCGACCCAAUUGAACGAUGCAUCAGAUCCUCAAAGAACAGAGAGCAUGGUUCAAGUGUCAGUUCAAGAUCUAUUAGGAAAUGCAGAAUUGGUAGAUAAUCCAAUUUUAACAGUCCUAGAAGUGGCAGAAAUCCCAAAAGAAACAUCGCAUUCCAAAACUGAUGAAAAGUUAUAUUAUUUGGAACAAAACACAGAUUCUGAUAGUGGUAUUGUACCAAUAAUUGACUAUCAGGAAGAAGUUGUAGCAGAUGAAGAAGAGGUCCAUGAUGCAACUUCAGAUACUGAAAGACAUUCAGAACCUGAUCCAUUUCAGGAAAGUGGCAGCGAGUAUCUGCCAACAGAUACUGACUCAGAAAAUAGUUUAGGAAACGAAAACGUUGAAAACCAAGGAGGUGGAAACCAAGAAGAUCGUCGGACACCGGAUGGAAGAACAAAACAACGUAAGAGUAAAGGGCAAAGAGAUCCAUCGCAAUGGAAACGAGCAAAAAAUUCGCAAGCGAGACUUAAAGGCCAUGCAUACAUGGGAUUUCAGAAAAAUACUGGAGGCAAGUACCAGCAAACAGUCUGUAGAGUUCAGCGCAAAGUAAAGCCGUCAUGUGGGGGACACAAAAAUGACUCUAAGGGACCACAACAAAAAUUUGAAUGUUUGCAAAUUACAAAUGAAAUGCGUAAUCAAAUAUUUCAAUCUUUUUGGGAAAUUAGUUCUUGGGAAGGUAAAAAAAUUUAUGUAAGUAGUCUUGUACUGCACUCUCAGCCCAAACACAGAAGACGAAACACUGCAGAAGAAGAGUCUCGAAAGAAUACAGGGUUUAAAUAUUAUUUAAUAACUAAAGAUAAUCCAGAGUCUACCAAAAAAUAUCACGUAUGCAAGAAAAUGUUUUUAGCCACUUUAGGUAUUGGAGAAAGAUGUGUAAGAGAAUGGGUUUUAAACAAAUGUUUACCAAAUAUGGAGCUAGGUAUUGAACCGGCUUUAGUAGAGCCACCUCAGGAUUCCGAAUGCACAAAAAAUGUUAAUCAAUUCUUAGACAGCUUGCCUAAAGUUGAAUCGCACUACUGUCGAGCAUCCACUAGGAAACUUUAUUUGGAACCCACUUGGAAUAGUUACAGACAUUUGCAUCGUGAGUUUAUUAACUAUUGUGAACGUCAAAACCUAAGAUCUUGUUCUUGGAGACUUUUCUAUAAAACUUUUAAGACAAGAAAUCUUGAAAUUUAUACACCUCGUAAGGACCAGUGCAACACAUGCGUGAAGUUUAAAAAGGGAAAUUUAAGUCAAGCAGAUUACGAUAGUCACGUUGCCAAGAAAGAACAGGCACGGUCAGAAAAAGAGCAAGACAAACAAGAAGCUAUCUCAUCAGAGGCAGGAAACUCAAAGUAUGUCUACACUAUGGACUUACAAGCUGUUCUUCUUUGUCCUUUUACCCAAGCCUCCGCCAUGUACUAUAAACAAAAACUGAAGGUUCACAACUAA
This is a messenger RNA of Acanthoscelides obtectus, 1719 nucleotides long. Lineage: Eukaryota; Metazoa; Arthropoda; Insecta; Coleoptera; Chrysomelidae. The record is from the annotation of a GenBank genome assembly.